Ichthyophthirius multifiliis is the source of this 1554-nucleotide messenger RNA. RefSeq lists its product as hypothetical. NCBI's taxonomy places the organism in Eukaryota, Ciliophora, Oligohymenophorea, Hymenostomatida. The record is from RefSeq and is a predicted model, not a curated record. The transcript has 3 exons.
AUGGAUAACUUCUACAAAAAAUACAUCGACCCAUAAUUUAUUAAAAUUGACGACAUAUCUAAUUUUGAAAAAGACCUUAUUGAACAAAACUUUAAAAACUUAUUUGAUAAAAUAGAUGAAUAAAACCAAAAAUAACUUUUAUAUAAUUACUUGUUAAAAUUAUCAAUUUAAAUAUCAUGUACACUUGAAGAAGAUAUUCAAUCAAGUUUAUAAAAUAUAAAUGAUAGUUUAUUUAAAAUUAAAGAUGAAAAAGAAAUUAUUUUUUAAGUAUUUUACACAUUAUUAGCCAUUUUUUUAAAGGAAACAUGGACAGGACCUUCGUUUUUAUAUACAAAUUCAAUAAAAAAACUAAAACAAGAAAAAUAAUCAAAGAAAUAAAUUAUCAAGAAAAAGUUAUACCCAAAUUAUAAUUUUUAGAUAUUAAAAGAGAACUUUGAUCUAUAAAUAGAUCCUUUAAUAAAUAUUUUUAAUUACAAAUUUAUUAAAACAUAAUACUAUAUUAAUUGUUUUAACAAAAAGAUAAUUGAUUUUUUAGAAGUUGAUAGUGAAAACUGGCCUAGAUUGAUGCCUUUAACACAUUUAUUUAUUAUAAUAAAAGAAAUAAUUAAUUUCUUAGUCAAGUAAAACCCAUAAAAUCCCUUUUAUAUCCUAUAUUAAGCCAGAAUAAAAUUUAUUCAUUCGUAAAUACUUUAUACUCCUACAGGAACACUAUAUUAACAUGUUAUAGAUAAUUAUAGAAUUUUUUUUUAAUUAUUAAAAGAAAAAAAAAUAUAAUUUACAAGAAGUGUACUUUCAAAUUUAUACAUUGAAUAGUCUCAUGCUUAUCUUUUUUUUUAUAAAUAUAAUUCUUCUAAAAGAUCAUUAGAAUUUGCUUAAGAAUUAUUAAAUAUAGAAUUAUUUAUAACAGGAAAAAUGGGUAAAAGGACUAAAUUUUAAGCUUAUAAUGUUAGUUAAUUGAUUUUUGAAGUAAAAAAAAAUAAUUAAUGUUAAUCUGAUAAACUUAAACAAAUGAAUUUAACUGAUGAUGAUCUUUUAUAAAUUUAAGAAGAAUAAAAAGAUUAAGUCGAUUUAAAAUAAUUACUACAAUCUAUGUAAGAUUAAAACAUGCCUAAAAACAUGUUAUUAGACGAAGAAUGCAUUCUCUAUGAAAAACCUAUGAUAGAUGAAACUUUUGAAAACACAAAUACUUUAGUUUAAAAAGAUGAAAAAAGUGAACUUAAUAUAAAUGACUAAAUAUAUAUUUUGGGUUUAAUUAAACAUAUAAAUACUUCAACAACACAUGACGAAACAUAUUAUGAAUACAUAUAAGCCUAUUGUGAUAUUUUAUUAGAUAAAAGUUUAAAUUGGAUGGUUUUUUCUUGUAGUUUAUUACAAAGAUCAACCAAUGAAUAUGUAAGAUUUAAAAAAAUGGAACGUGCACUUUUACAAAUGUAAAGUUUAGUUGAUUAAUUCAACGAUAAAACUCCUUUGAAUUUCGAAAGACAAAAUAUUUAUUUUCACUUGAUUAUCCCCAUUAUUUCGACCUAUAAAAAAACCUUGCUGAAAAAUACAUGA